AUGGACAUGUUAUCGUCAAGAUCCUACCUGGAAAUGUCACAAGAACAAGAAGCAAAAAUAUCACUAAACUCCAGUGAGAUCAAUCGAAGACCAAGUGGACCCCAAGCAUCGGGGAUCGACCAACCGACCAAUGAAAACUCGGAUCCUUCCGUGAAAAGAGGUCGGCCGAGAGCAGAGGCCAAAGAUGCUUCUGCCAUUGAGAUCCGACGGGCGCAACGCACCUAUCGUCUCAAAAAGGAAACCACCAUCCAGAACCUCAGAUCUCGCGUCCAUCUACUCGAGCAGACAAUAGAGAAAGUAGCAAAUCUCCUAGAUGGAGCCUACUGCGACUCAGUCGUCCACCUCAACGAAGAUCCAACUCUUCAGCCAAGCGUGGACUAUCUCGCUCGCACACGAGAACUCAUUCUAGCAGAAUUUUGA
Messenger RNA from Penicillium digitatum Pd1, 420 nucleotides. Lineage: Eukaryota; Fungi; Ascomycota; Eurotiomycetes; Eurotiales; Aspergillaceae. The record is from RefSeq and is a predicted model, not a curated record.